Messenger RNA from Saprolegnia parasitica CBS 223.65, 1685 nucleotides. RefSeq lists its product as hypothetical. Gene Ontology annotation, cellular component: plasma membrane. The transcript is spliced from 5 exons. Lineage: Eukaryota; Oomycota; Saprolegniomycetes; Saprolegniales; Saprolegniaceae. Gene Ontology annotation, molecular function: calcium-dependent phospholipid binding. Gene Ontology annotation, biological process: cellular response to calcium ion. The record is from RefSeq and is a predicted model, not a curated record. The coding region runs from base 33 to 1685 and encodes 550 amino acids.
ACUCGUUUUUGGUAUCCGCAAGACAACGAGCGAUGGCGACUGCCCCGGUGGAGCUGACCAUUAGCGCGACGGGCUUGGCCCGCGGCUGCGACGCGUUCGCUGUCGUCUACUUCAAUGACACGAUCGUCGGGCGCACGGAAGUACGCAAGAACACGCCUGCGCCGGGUUUUGUCAAGAGCUUCAAGCUCGACGUUGCCCAGCAUGGCAACGAGGGCUACGUUGUCAAGAUCGAGCUGUACCACGAGAGCGACGAAGACCACCCGGAGCUGCAGCGCCAAAAGCUGCUCGGCCACAUUGUCUUGCCGCUGCCGGAAAUGGUGGCGCAGAUCAACAACCCGAUCACACUGCCGCUGACGAGCCACCAUGACCAUGGCAACGGCGCGGUGCUGCAGCUGCGCACCGAGUACAUUGGCUUGAACGCGGACAUCGCGAUGGUCCAAUUCGCCGGCGCCGAGCUCCCGGCGCCCGACAACUCGGGCUUGCCCAACCCGCUUCUUGUGAUCAAGCGCAUCGUGAGUGACGGGUCGUACGUGGCCGUCUUCCGCUCCGAGGUCCACAAGCAGACGAGCAACCCGUUGUGGGAGAAGCGCAACGUGCCGGUCCAGCGUCUCUGCAACGGCGACUACAAGCGCCCACUCCUCUUCCAAGUCGUGCACCACGAAAAGUCGACGCAGAAGCUCAUCGGGCAGGUGACCGCGACCCUCUACGACCUCCUCAACGGAAGCGUUCGGUCGCUCCCGCUCCGCAACGGCGAGCGCUUUGCGGGCUCGCUCAACGUCGCGUUCCUUCAAGUCGCCAACGAACCCGACUAUGUGGGCUACGCCCAAGGCCCGUGCGAGAUUACGCACCUGCAAGGGCUCCGCACCGCGGGCAAGCCUCUCGACCAGCAGAGCAGCUACGCUGCGUACGGUGCCCCGGCGACGGCGGCGCCGCCGAUCGCCGAAAUGAGCGCCAUGAAGCUGCAGCCCGACGUGGUGCCCACGGCGACCGCGUACCCGGUAGCCGCGCCGGGUGGCCAGUACCCCGAGGCCUCGCUCGUCGCGACGCCAGUCGACUGGAUGCAAAAGAAGGUGACGCAAGACAGCGAGACGCCGACGCAAGUGACGUUCAUCAACAGCUUUGUGGCGCCGGUGGACAUUGCGUGGGUCGACUACGACGGCAACGAGACCAUCUACAACCGCAUCGAGCCCGGCCAAAAGUACACGCAGGACACGUACGCGCAGCACGUGUGGCUGCUCGCGACGCCGACGCACGGCCCGCUGGCCUACUACACGGCGGCGCCGGACGCGACGUUCGUCGACAUUCUCGGGCCCAACGCGCUCGGCGUCGGGCCGCAGUGCACCGCGAUCACGUCGGGCAGCGCCGGCGCGCCGAUCAAGCUCGUCUUUGUCAACAACACGCCCCGCAUCAUUGGCAUUGCCUGGGUCGACGAGGCGGGCCAAGAGAUCGAGUACGCCCAGGUCCACCCGCGCCAGUCGUACGUGCAGGACACGUAUGCCAACCACGUGUGGAAGGCACACUACGCCGACUCGAACAUCCCGCUCGUGUACUUUCGCGGGUCGCCCAUCAGCGAGCAGGUCGACAUUCGCGGCCACAACGCCAUGGUGCACACGCCGCUCGGCCACACGGGUGGGCCGUACCAGGGCCAGCCGCCGUACCAGGGCCAGCCGCCGUAUGGAUUCUAA